AUGUAUGGGAUAAUAUUUGACAUGAUUAACAAAAGUGGUUUUGCUUGGAAUGAUUCUUUGAAAUGCAUUGAGGUUGGCAGUGAUGAAGCAUGGAACACUUAUGUGCAGAUUAGUACAUAUGUUAACAUAACAAGGAUGCUGAUGGUUGGAUGGGGGAAACAAUUUCUAAUAUAUGAUAGGUUGACGAAUAUACUUGGGAAGGACCGAGCAAUUGGUUGA
Prunus armeniaca (apricot) is the source of this 219-nucleotide messenger RNA. Lineage: Eukaryota; Viridiplantae; Streptophyta; Magnoliopsida; Rosales; Rosaceae. The record is from the annotation of a GenBank genome assembly.